This is a messenger RNA of Pseudocercospora fijiensis CIRAD86, 3432 nucleotides long. RefSeq lists its product as uncharacterized. The record is from RefSeq and is a predicted model, not a curated record. Bases 1 to 3432 code for a protein of 1143 amino acids. NCBI's taxonomy places the organism in Eukaryota, Fungi, Ascomycota, Dothideomycetes, Mycosphaerellales, Mycosphaerellaceae. Gene Ontology annotation, molecular function: ATP binding; mismatched DNA binding; ATP-dependent DNA damage sensor activity. Gene Ontology annotation, biological process: mismatch repair; mitotic recombination. Gene Ontology annotation, cellular component: nucleus. The transcript is spliced from 2 exons.
AUGGCCAGUAGUCAAGCGAAUGGCGGAAUGAGAGCAUGCAAAGCUGGCGAGACUGAGCCAUGGCGGGCAGAGAAUGCUCCGUCGUCGGCAGAGCAAUCAUCGCAAUCGAAAAAGCAGCAGUCGAUCUCCAGCUUCUUCACCUCGACCGCCCCCCCGAAGCCCAAAGUCAGAGACCUCAGGCCGUCUCCCAUGACUCCUGCCGACCAUACGAAUGGCCUUUUCAUAAGCGAUGACGAGAAUCAAGCAAAUGAUCGACGUCAAGCUCCGACUACCUCCAAGCGAAAUAUUGACGAGAUCGACGAAGAAGACGUACAGCAGCCACACCCAAAGCGGCCGAAGAGCGACGAUAGGAGGACAGAUCUCAAUGGCCACGGAGAUCCAUCGGGAGAUGCUUCUGGCGAUCGUGGCAAAAAGCUGAAGGCUACUGAAAGAACAUCGAAAUAUGCAUUCGGCAGUUCCAGCGGUGCGGCGACUGAAGUCAACCGGGAUGAAGUGGACGACGAGGAGACUCGCAGGUUGAAAGAGCGACUGCACCAGAAGUUCGUCAAGAAGCUGGGAAGAGCCGACAGUAUAGCCGAUAUCAAGCGCAGAAAUGGCUUCAUCACCGAAGAGACACAAGCAGAAGAAGAAGGUGCGGAUGACGAGGAUGCCGAAGACGAAGAGCAUGACCCUGCGCCCAAAAAGGGCCGGAAAGCUCCCACAUCGCGCAAGGCCAAGCUUACGCCGCUCGAGCAACGUAUCGUAGAGCUCAAGCGGAAACAUUCCGACGCCUUGCUUGUCGUAGAGGUCGGCUACAAGUAUCGUCUCUUUGGUGAGGAUGCAAGAGUCGCUGCCAAAGUGCUGUCGGUGGUAUGCAUACCAGGCAAGUUUAGAUUCGACGAACAUCCGUCAGAAGCACACAUGACCAAAUUUGCAUCUGCCAGCUUUCCAACACAUCGCUUGCACGUUCAUGUGAAACGUCUAAUCAAUGCCGGUCACAAAGUUGGCAUCGUUCGCCAGCUCGAGACUGCCGCCCUGAAAGCAGCUGGAGCCAACAAGAGCAAGCUAUUCGAGCGUGACCUGACCAAUCUCUACACAAAAGCGACCUAUGUUGACGAUGAGGAAGGGCUAGGAGCACCAUCUGGAGCUGCUGGAGGUGCACCGGCUUCUGGAUACCUCCUUUGCCUGACUGAAAGUUAUCCAAAGGGUGUCGGCUCUGAUGAGAAGGUGCAGAUUGGUCUCAUUGCUGUGCAGCCGGCAACCGGAGACAUAAUUUACGACGACUUCGAAGACGGCUGGAUGAGGAGUGAGCUUGAGACGAGACUGCUGCACAUUUCUCCUGCUGAAUUCCUCGUCAUCGGAGAACUAUCGAAAGCGACAGAUAAGCUCGUCCACUAUCUCUCCGGUGGCGAUGAUGCUCGAUUAGAACGAAAGCCGAAACCCAAGACUAUGGCAGCAGAAUCGUACAGUCACAUUACCAAGUUCUAUGCCGACAAAAUGAAAACCGAUGGACCGAGCUCGUCGCAAGUAGAGUCAUCGCAAGGGAAAGGAACUCUCCUAGACAAAGUGCAUCGACUGUCCGAAAACGCCACAAUCUGCUUGUCAGCUAUGAUCACGCAUUUGACAGACUAUGGCCUGCAGCACGUCUUCGAUCUGACCAAGUGCUUCCAAUCUUUUAGCGCCAGAUCUCACAUGCUCCUCAAUGGCAACACUCUAUCAAGUCUGGAGAUCUACCGCAAUCAAACAGAUCAAGCAGAACGAGGUAGUCUAUUUUGGACGCUUGACCGGACGCAGACCAAGUUCGGUCGACGGCUGCUGCGAAAAUGGGUCGGCCGGCCAUUGCUCAAUCGCGCAAGACUAGACGAGCGCGUGGCAGCAGUCGAGGAGCUGAGAGAAGGCAUGGGUACUGCUGGUGUUGCCAGAAUCAGCCAACUCUUGAGCAAGACCAAGGCAGAUCUCGAGCGGACAUUGAUACGCAUCUACUACAAACGAUGUGCACGCCCGGAGCUUCUCGCCUUUCUGCAAAACCUUCAAGCUAUCGCGCAGGAGUACGUUCACGUCCAGACUGCAGCCGACGCAGGCUUUGAAUCUGCCAUGCUCAACGAAGCCAUCUCCUCACUCCCACGCAUUUCUGAUGAUGUUCUCGACUACCUCGGCCGCAUGAAUCUCGAAGCCGCCAAAAAGAACGACAAAUACAACUUCUUCCGCGACGAGCACGAGACUGAAGACAUCACCGACCACAAAGUCGGCAUCGUAGCAGUCGAACACGACCUCGACGAUUUCAAAACCACAGCCGCAAACAUUCUGAAACGGAAACAAGUCUCCUACGUCACAGUCGCAGAAAUCGACUACCUCAUCGAACUGGAAAACACCCAACUCAAUAACGUACCAGCAACAUGGACGAAAAUCAGUUCCACAAAGAAGCUCUCGCGUUUCCAUCCACCAGAAGUCGUCAAACUCCUCCGCGAACGAGAUCAACAUAAAGAAUCCCUCUCCAACGCCUGCGACACAGCCUUUCACUCCCUCUUAUCUGAAAUUGGAAUGAAAUACACGCAUUUCAGAGAAUGCAUCCAAUCCCUCGCGCUCCUCGACUGCCUCUUUUCCCUAGCCACAAUAUCCCAACAACCAGGCUACACCAAACCAACCUUCACCUCUUCCCCAGGAAUUCGCAUCGAAGCUGGCCGCCACCCAAUGAUCGAACAACUCCUCCUCGACUCCUUCGUCCCCAACUCCAUCUCCCUCUCCAGCUCCGCUACCCGCGCAUUACUAAUCACAGGUCCCAACAUGGGCGGCAAAUCCUCCUACGUCCGCAGCGUAGCCCUCAUCGCCAUUAUGGCACAAAUCGGUUCCUACGUCCCCGCCGUUUCCUGCGAAAUGGGUUUACUCGACGCUGUCUUCACACGCAUGGGUGCUCACGACAACAUGAUGAAAGGCGAAAGCACAUUUAUGGUAGAAGUCGGUGAAACAUCAGAUAUUCUGAAACAAGCCACGCCAAAAUCACUAGUGAUACUAGACGAACUAGGAAGAGGAACGAGCACACACGACGGCGUAGCGAUCGCGCAAUCCGUUCUUCAGCACGUGGUUGAGGAGAAAAAAUGUCUUACGCUUUUCAUCACUCACUACCAAACCCUCGCUCGUUUAGCCGACAGUUUUCCAAACCACGAGUUACGGAACGUUCACAUGAAAUUCACGGAACGCGAGGGUGCUGAGAUCACGUUUUUGUAUGAAGUGGGAGAAGGCGUGGCUCAUCGAUCUUAUGGUCUCAAUGUCGCUCGCCUCGCGGGACUUCCUAGGUCUUUGCUUGAGGAAGCGGGGCGGAAGAGUAAGGAGAUGGAAGAGGAGGAGAAGUCGAGGAAGUUGAGGUAUUUGGGGAAGGUGAUGGGGAGAAUUUUGGAGGGGGAGGAUGCCAGUGAGGUAUUGGAGAUUUUGGUGAAUGGGAUUGAGGAGUUGUGA